Molecule: messenger RNA, 1710 nt
Organism: Asparagus officinalis (garden asparagus)
Lineage: Eukaryota; Viridiplantae; Streptophyta; Magnoliopsida; Asparagales; Asparagaceae
Exons: 6
Coding region: 229-1329 (366 amino acids)
Biological process (GO): regulation of DNA-templated transcription
Molecular function (GO): DNA-binding transcription factor activity
Source: RefSeq, a predicted model, not a curated record
AGUACCAACAACCUGCGAGUUUUUCACGAUAAAUUCAUUUAUUCGUCUCAUAUCUCGCCUAGUAUUGCCUUCUUUCUUCCUGAUCUUCUCUCUCUGAAACCCUAAAAAAUAAAAAAAUAAUAAAAAAAAGGGGCAAAAAUCCUUGGCUAGGUUUUGUAUCAAAUUGCCUCUGAUUCGUCCUUUCGAUUUUUCUUUUUGUAGAGUUGUGGAUCUUGUAUUCAGGCAAAUAUGAAAGGGGCUACCAACUUCAGGAACCAAGCUUCUUCAGGGAAGCAAUCUUUCCUUCCCCCCAAAUGUCCAUUUCCAAGUGUUUCUCCAUCUUAUGGUGACUAUGGCUCAAUAGGAUCAAAACUAAUCCCGAAGCCAAGUGAUGGGCAUAGACACCAUCAUCGUACGUCCUCUGAGAGCUUUCUCAUUGAGGAUCAACCUUCUUGGCUUGAUGAUCUUCUUAAUGAGCCAGAGAUUCCUGUGAAGAGAGUAGCUCAUCGCAGGUCAUCAAGUGACUCAUUCGCUUACUUGGAUGCAAAUUCUAUGUACUCUAGAGUUGGUGAUUUAGCCCAGGAGGAGUAUAGACACAAAGCUGUUCGGUCGGCACCUCAAUGGGGAAGACCAGAAUUUGAUCAGCUUACAAAUGGUCACUGGGCAAAUUAUUAUAGGGAAGCAAAGACAUCUGCUAGAGCUCAAGUUGGAGGAUGGGAAUCAGGCAUGAAUAUGGUUAACUACCAAAGCGGUGUUCCACUGUCAAAGGACAAAGGGAUGAAUAUAAGAUCCUCCACUGCGUUGAGGGAACCUGACGUCACUACAAAUGUUGAGAAGCAGGAGCAGGAGUCUAAUCAAGACUUCAAAGGGAUAUCUGAAAAAAGGGAAGAUUCUCUUGUGAAACAAUCUCAAACUGAGACAGAUACAAAGCGGGUUAAACAGCAAUUUGCUCAGCGAUCGCGUGUUCGGAAACUUCAGUACAUUGCAGAACUGGAGAGAAAUGUUCAAGCUUUACAGGCAGAAGGUAUGGAAGUUUCAGCGGAGCUGGAAUUUGUGGAUCAGCAGAAUCUUAUACUGAACAUGGAGAAUCAAACCCUGAAGCAACGGCUUGACAGUCUAGCACAGGAGCAUCUCAUUAAAAAGCUCCAGCAAGAAAUGUUGGAGAGAGAAAUUGCUCGUCUUCGAUUAUUGUUUCAGCAGCAGCAGCAACAGCAACAAUCACCACAGCCUGCUUCUGCUCAUAAUCGUAGUAAAAGCAGAGAUCUCGAAUCGCAGUUUACCAAUCUCUCCUUAAAGCACAAAGAUGCAAAUUCUGGAAGAGAACCAGUAACUGGCCCUCUCCGUACUUGAGCUACUCCCCUCGGCCCCCCGUCUCUAUAUGUGGCUUUCCAGGCUUUGGUUGGCGAAGUGAGCUAGAUGGAUUCUUAGCAAACUCUCGAAGAUGAAUAAUUUCAGGACGUAAUUCUUACUUUCCUUUUCAUCCACUUUAUUCAAAGAUGUGCACCUGGCUGAGGCUCAAGACUCGCCGGAGGUGUUAGGUUUUUUUUUUCUCUUCCUUUCCUCAUCUCUGUAUUUCUCUAUGAAGUUACAGUUCUUAAUCUAUGGCUUUUGUGCUGUUCUCCCUCAGAUUCUUCAAAAACUGUUUAUAUGCGAAUUCUUCUUUUGGUGCUUCCUGUCGACACGCAAAGGAACCAUGAUCUUAUUUGACAACUGCAUAACUUUUUUCGUAAA